Messenger RNA from Durio zibethinus, 1706 nucleotides. RefSeq names its product fatty acid elongase 3-like. The record is from RefSeq and is a predicted model, not a curated record. Gene Ontology annotation, biological process: fatty acid elongation, monounsaturated fatty acid; fatty acid elongation, saturated fatty acid; very long-chain fatty acid biosynthetic process. Gene Ontology annotation, cellular component: endoplasmic reticulum membrane. Gene Ontology annotation, molecular function: fatty acid elongase activity. NCBI's taxonomy places the organism in Eukaryota, Viridiplantae, Streptophyta, Magnoliopsida, Malvales, Malvaceae.
AUCGAUUUCGACCACCUCAUACGACAACAAACUCAGUCUCCUAACACCUCAAACUUCAUGGCAACCAGAGGUUCCCCCAUCCCAAUUUAAUAAUUAAUACCCCUUAAAACCUCAGCCCCCACCAUUAUUUUACCUUAAAAAACCAUCACUUUUUUUGUUAAUUCACAAAAACAUGUGAAAUAGACAGACAAGCUCAAUCCCCAACCUCCUGCUCCUCCGAUCAGCCGCCGUUAUGACCGCCGUUGUCACCUACUACCUCUCCCAACACCCUUCCAUCAUCACCUUCCGUUGGAGUCAUACCCAAUCAUGGGGCUCCACCUGGUCAUUCCUAGUCACCUCGAUCGCCCUUUACCUCACCCUCUCUUCCCUCCUCCACCUCUUUUUGUCCCUCCUCGUCAAACGUGGCAGGCCCGUUCCGCUCGGUCCAAUCCCCGCCCUCCACAGCCUCAUCAUGUCUGUCGUCUCCGCCGUCAUCUUCGCUGGAAUCCUCCUCUCCGCCGCCGCUGAAAUCAAGGAAACCCGAUGGUUCUGGCGCCGUUCCAAAACCCCGUUCCAAUGGCUCCUCUGUUUCCCUCUCGGAACCCGUCCUUCGGGCCGUGUUUUCUUCUGGUCCUACGUCUUUUACCUCUCUCGCUUCCUCCACAUGUUCCGUACAAUCUUCACAAUCUUCCGAACCCGAAAAUUAAACUUUUUCCAUCUUUUCAACAACUCCAUACUGACGAUCAUGUCAUUUCUGUGGCUAGAGUUUUCACAGUCGUUUCAGGUUUUGGCGAUCCUGUUUACGACCCUGGUUUACUCAGCGGUUUAUGGAUAUAGAUUCUGGACGGGAAUAGGGUUACCAAGCGCUUGCUUUCCAUUCGUUUUGAAUUGCCAAAUCCUGUUGCUAGGCUGCAACCUGGUUUGCCAUGUCGGGGUUUUGAUGUUGCAUUUCAUGAAAGGUGGUUGCAACGGGAUUGGAGCCUGGGUUUUGAACUCGAUUUUGAAUGGGGUUAUUUUGUUACUGUUUUUGAAGUUUUAUGUUCAGAGCAGAAGAAAAUAUGGGAAACAAGCUGAGGUGAGGGAAAUUGUCAAAGACAAAGAUUUGUGAGUGAUUUAAGGUUCUUGGGGUUUUUUUGUUAGUAAAAACAAGUUCUGUAACUAAAUCGCUGAUAGUACUAUAACUAUAAUUAAUGAUAUAUACUUCUCCAUUUCUCUCUUUUCUUGUGUUAAUUAUUUACUUGCUUUUUGCUACAAAUUCCAAAAAGCCGCAGAUUGAUAUCUGAACCGAAAAGAUUUUAUCAGCAAAUGUUAUGUUUAGUGGAAUGAGAAAUUAAUGCAACUGGAGUAUCUUUAAAAAGCACAUAUAAAUAUAAUGGAUUAUUUUUAAUAGAAUUGUCCUUAAUGGCCAAAAAGUGAUUUGUAGGUAAAAUAUCACAUUUGUUGUCCGGUGAUGUCAUAAAUUCUUUUACCAAUGAUUAAAGAUAUAGAGGAGCGAGAAAGGAAUAUCCCAUGCUGGCCGCAAUUCACUGAUCAGGAUAAUGCUGUAUGGUAGAAUUGAGUGUUUUGGUAUCUCAAAUGCAAUCUUAGAGGUUCACCUUUUGUGGAAUAAUAGAAGUGUCAGUAUCUUGAGGGAGGGAUCUGAUCUCACUGUUUGCAAAUGGUUGCACAUUAUAUAUAGGACACACACCACACUGAUUUUCUGUGCAAUUUUCAGACUUCAGGUGGAA